CGCCGCCCCGCUCCUUUUAACGGGCUCCAGCCCCACACGCCGCGGCCCGCGGCCGGGCCCCGCCCCCCGCCCCUCACACCCCCGCGGCGCCCAGCCAACGGCAGCGCGUGCGCCCGGAGGUGUGUCCCGCCCCACGCGGCGCACGCGGCUCAGCGCGCCGCUGCCCGGCUCGGGGGCGGGGCGGGGCGGGGCGGGGGGUGCCCGGGCCCCUCCGCAGCGGCCAACGGUGCCCCCGCAAGGGCCGACGCCCCGCCCCGCCGCCGGCGCCCCUCCGCGCCGGCCGCCCCUCCCGCCGCGCCCGGCCCUCCCCUGCUCCUCGCCGGGUUUUUCCACUGCCACCCGGCGCCCCACCGCGCUGCCGGCGGCGGGCGGGGCUGCCGCCCCCACAGGGGCUCCUCACCGCAGCCCCCCGGGGCAGGUGCGGCGCCGGCUCUCCUUGCCCUGCCGAGAGGCCAAGCCCGGGGCUGGGGCAGCGGGAGGGGUCUCAGGGACUACCCCUUCUCUCAGAACUCACCCCUCGGCGUGAAAUGGUGGAACUUGUAACUGCCCGUGGGGGAAAAGCGCACCCCAGCAGAGCUGCCCGGCUGGACACACCGAGCCGCCCCGCGGGAACGCCACUGCUUGGCUUUCUGAAUAAAACCCGGGGUGACGCUCGUCAUCUGGUAACCUUGAUAAAGCAUUUAAAAAGCCACCUCUGUAGCACCUGCCUCCAGUACCUGACCUCACACUGUCUUGGCCUGAGAGGAUUCACAAGUUCUGAAAGCUGUCACUGUUGCUAUUCACAGCGCAUUUGAAGGAUUACAGAUAAAGAAGUGAUUUAAAAACUAGUAAUAGCCCCCAUCUUCCCAUUCUGUGACAAGGCAACAUGACUCCUACUGUCAAAUGUCCAACCUUACACACACGUUUGAAAGAAAGUCUGGCAGCGUUCAGUAGAAGAAAGAUGACAGGGUGCAGACACGGUUAAAUUGGGACUCGCCAGUGACACAAAAAACCCCAAAACACACACUUCUUUUUUCCUUCCAAGAUUUCCACAUCCUCACCUCUGUACCUCAGUAAUAUCUUGCUAAUGGAGAAUGACCAUUACCACUCCUCCAGGAGCUCACACUUCUUUUCCCUCCUGUCACUCACCUUCUAGGUCUUUACAUUGCUUUUUCUUCUUCUACCCACUACUUCCAUUCUUUUUUCCCUUUCUCCCUGUCCCCAUCUCCUAGUCUGUCAUACCAGAGCUCCCAUUCAUUUACUUCAGACCUUACACCAUUACAACCAUUUCUUCCCUUUUUAAAAACCCUGUAACUUUGUUUUCAAUUUACUGGUUCUUUCCGCUUUCACUCCAUCUAUACAAUUCUUUUACCCUCCUUUUAACUUCAAUAUUUUCUCCUUUUUCCUCUGUUUCUGCAGUUCAUCAUUUGCCACUGCUUUUUUCUCUCCAGCCCAUCCCUCACCUCGGCUCUUGUGUCACGGUGAGAUCCUGGACACACCGCAUGAGUCCUCUGCUAGUGCCAGCCAUCACCCACUGCUCCGGGCUGAGCAGAUUCUUCAAUGCCCCUCAGUUUCUCACAUCCCUUAAAGACUCCUUCACUGUCCCCACAAGUUAACAGGUUUAUACAUGCAGCAUCCACCCAAGUGCUCUUUAGAUAUUGCUCCUAGAAAAGAUGGUAUCUGCAAUUAAAGCUAACAGACACACUCGAGGACUAUGCGAAAGAGGGAACAAACAAAAGGGGCAAAGGUGUUUGUAUGAUGGUUUGUAAAUCACUGCUUUAUGUCACUGCCAGGUGAGUCACGCAAAGAAGUAACUGGAAAGUAUUAAAGGAAACACAGUCCAAAGACUCAUUCUCUGUACACAAGGCCAACUCUCCAAUUUAUUAUGUAUUACAACAGCAAGGAACAUGAAAAUACUGCUUUAAACUCUGCAAAAAAUACUACGGAAGUAAAAGCAAAAGAGCUCCUAGUAACAGAUGGUACAGGCAAAAAGAUAGGUUUAUGCAGCAGGAGCUGGUGAAGGCAAACGGGGAAGAAAACCCGUCUCUUCAUUGUGGCAAGAGAGGUACACAUCAACACUAACACUUGUGUUGUUUAAAAGCGCUAUUAAAAACCAGAGGAAGCGAGCAGUGAAUUAGCAACACUCGCAAGCCGCAGAAGCUCCUGAUACCGAUCACGGGCACGGAAAGACGCCUGGCCAGCCGCAGCCAAGUGAGACGGCACCGGGGACACGGCGGGGCCGGCUGCACGCUCGCUGCCGGGGAGGCGCCAUUUGCCAGGAAUGAGACAGGCCUUAAGAGCUUCCCUGAGCCCACCUCGGCCACGGCCCCUCCCGCACGGCUGCGGUAACCCCGCCGACUGCCCGCGGCUCCGCUCCGCGCUCCGGCCGGGGCGGGCCGCCUCCCGCACUGCCAAUCCCAGGCCCGCGGAACCGGCAGGCCCGGCAGAGGCCGCCCCGCCCGCGCGGUUGGAGUGGGCGCGAGGCAGCGGCCCGCCGCGCCAGCCCUUCCCGGGGCCGGAAGCGUGUGCCGGGGCCGUACCAUCGAGCCAGGCGGGCCGCUCCAGACGGUUCCGGCGGGGCGGCAUGGAGGAGCGGCGGUACCGCUCGGCGUCCGGGGCGCCCAUCGCGCUGCGGACCCGCCAGCACAGCGCCUCCUGCCGGGAGCUGGCGGUGCGCUGCCCCCGCCUACAGCUCCGCUCCCUCAGCGCCGUCACCUCCGCCGUCUGGCUGGCGGCCUACGGGCUCUUCGUGCUCAGCCAGAAUAGUAUGGUGCUUUCUGCUGCUAUCUUCAUCACACUGAUUGGCCUGAUCAUAUACCUGCACUUUGUGAAAAUUGACCAGGAAUCCCUGCUGGUCAUCGGCUCACUCGGCAUUCAGGUGACUGCAUCCUAUGCAUCAGGGAAGGAGAGCACGACCUUCAUUGAGAUGGGUCGUGUGAAGGAUGUGGUUAUCAAUGAAGCCAUCCAUAUGCAAAAAGUUAUCUACUACUUGUGCAUUCUCCUCCAGGACCCUGGAGAUCCUCAGGGAGUAUCUGAGGUUGUGCCACUCUUUCAGAGCUCCAAGCCACGUCUGGACUGCUUGAUAGAAGUAUACAGAAGUUGUCAAGAAAUCCUGCAGCAGAGGAAGACAGCUCCACAAUCAAAUGGAAUAAAAUAGUAAAAAUAAUUUAAAAAAUGAAAAUGAAGGCAGCGAGCUGCCAGCAGGUCUCACAGAAACACAUGGAAAAGUAACUACAAAACUGCCCUGUGGCUUUUUAUAAUUACAUGAGUGGUGCAUAAGUACACUGACGUUAAGGCUAAAGACCCUCAGACUCACAGAGUUGUUACAGAAAAUGGCAGCUCAGCGCAGAAGCAAACGUUGAAAUCCUCUGCUCUGAAGACAGGUGAUCAGAACUUUUUAGACUCAGACAGCAGCAUUUUUUUCUUGCCUCUCCAGCAAAAAAUCAUGGGGAAAUAAGGCAAAGGGAGGCAAGAAUAUGUGUCAAAUGUUUAGUCUUUUGUGGAUCUGAAAAUUAUGCUAAAAUAAUAAUGUAACCCUUGCCAUACUGCCAAAAAUAGGCUUUUUUGUUUGUUUCUAUUUAACCCUUUGUUUGAAAAAGCAUAUACCACUCUAAAUACCAAAGUUGAUGUUUGGGCUGGGAUAGUAACUUCCUGAUCCACAGGAGAAUUUCAGAAAAAAAAUAACAGAAAAUUAAAAUACACUGUUACACUAUAUUAUGUUUAAUGAAAUAAACAUAGGAGAGCAGACUUUGAUCUCUUUAGGGAUUUGCUUGAAAGAGUCCCAUGGGAUGGGGCUCUGGAGGUAAGAAGGGUCAAACAAAGCUGAUGGUAGUCAAGGAUCACCUCCUCUAAGCCCAAGGACAGUCCAUCCCCAUGAGCAGGAAGUCAAGCAGAAAUUCCAGGAAGCCUGCAUGGAUGAACAAGUUGCUCCUGGUGAAACUCAGGACACAAGAAGAAAGCAUACAGAAGGUGGAAGCAGGGACAGAUAACAGAUAACCUGGGAGGAAUACAGCAACACUGCCCAUCAUGCAGUUAGGAAAGCCAAAGCCCACCUGGAUUUGAAUCUGUUGAGGGAUGUCAAAGGCAACAAGAUGAGCUUCUCUAAGUACAUAAGUGGACACAUUGCUGAAUGGGGCAGAGGCAUGGUGACACAGGACAUGGAAAAGAAGUGGCAUUAAAAGCACCACAUCAAUUGCUCUGAGAAUAUGAGGAAAAUGUGUUGAAGAAAAUAAUGGUAAUGACUAUGUGAAUAAAGUUUUAUUGGUCUGUGCUCUCCAGA
This is a messenger RNA of Strigops habroptila (Kakapo), 4258 nucleotides long. RefSeq names its product phosphatidylinositol glycan anchor biosynthesis class H (gene PIGH). Gene Ontology annotation, cellular component: glycosylphosphatidylinositol-N-acetylglucosaminyltransferase (GPI-GnT) complex. The coding region runs from base 2261 to 3136 and encodes 291 amino acids. Lineage: Eukaryota; Metazoa; Chordata; Aves; Psittaciformes; Psittacidae. The transcript is spliced from 4 exons. The record is from RefSeq and is a predicted model, not a curated record. Gene Ontology annotation, biological process: GPI anchor biosynthetic process.